GGGGGUACUUGACUUUUGGCAUUUGUCAACCUCAAUUUUUAUUUUGUUGUCAAGUCUCUAUUUAAUACAACUAAUAAAAUGGAAGCUAAACAACAGUUUUAAAAUCGGAUACAAUAUUUUAAUUAAUAAUACCUAAUUAAUAAUUAAAAACUAGAUAUAAUGUGCGAGAAUGGUUCGGAAUUUAAUGAUACAGUUGAUCCCAGAGUACAUGUUGAAUUAGAAAGAUUAAAUAAUGCCACAGAUGAAAUAAACAAAUUGGAAGUUGAGCUUGAUGAAUCCAGGACUGCAUUUAGACAGCUAUUAUGUGAUAGCACUGCUAAAGUUGAUGCCAUCCGACUAAAGCUCGGAAUGUGUGUUGAAAGGGCCCGACCAUACUAUGAGGCAAGGUUCUGUGCUAAUGAGAUAUUUAAACAAACUCAGACAGCUGCUAUGAAAUUUGAAAGGGCAAAUAGCGCACACAGUGCGGCAAGAGAGAUGGUUUACCUUGCCGAACAGGGAUUAGGUGGUCGUACACUUGAUCCUGCUUGGCAAGAAAUGUUAAAUCAUGCUACUCAAAGGGUAAAUGAUGCUGAACGAGACCGUGGCAUCGCUGAGACAGAACAUCGAAUUGCUUGCGUAAAACAUGAGGCAGCUAACGCAAAGGUACAAAGUCUCCAAAAAGAGCUAAAACGGGCUAUAACCAAGAGCAGGCCCUACUACGAGUUAAAAGCUCAUUUCAACCAGCUCCUAGAGCAGCAAAAAUCCAAAGUUCAAGGCCUUGAAUCUCAGGUAACCACAGCAAAGCUAUCGUAUGCAGACGCACUUAGAAACCUGGAACAGAUUUCGGACGAAAUACAUCAGAAUAGAAAAAAGGCUUCUCUAGUUGUAAACAGCCUGGCAAAUAGCAAGCAGAGGAGCUUAGAUUCCAAUGUCUCCCUGUUAGAGGAUGCCGAAGAGUUGAUUGAAGAGUACAAAUGUCUUCCACAGAAACUGGGUGAUCUAUCCAGUCCGAUAAUUUCGAAACUUGAGGAGGUAGAGGGGUAUUUGAACACGAACUUAAGUAGCAACGAGUCUCCAGUUUCACCAAUGUCAAACAGUGAGAGAAUGGACCAUCCCGAUGCAACCCAGAGCCAGUCAAGUGAAUGGACUGAAAUCAAUCUGGAUAAUUCUAGUCCAGAAGACGAGGUUCCAUACAAAAAACUAGAUGGGGAGAUCGAAAAGCCCAAGUUGAUUAAGCAGAAGACGUUACCGAAUCCAAAAACCGAGAAUGAAUUUUCUUCCAUUAAGAGUAAGAUGAAGUUAGAUACAAGUAUUUCGAACUGGAUAACCAGGUCAUCUGCUAAACAUGAGGAGGAUUCAUUUUCCAAUAAUAGUCGCAGGCAGAGUUUAGACAAUAUUUUGGGUCCAACUAGCGAGAAGGUUAAAGAGAUCUUUUCACAGGGUAUGAUGAUGCUGAACAUAUCUUCUUUGACAGAGAGGAGAAAUAGUGAACCCAAAGUGGGCAUCACUGAAGAGAAAUCAAAGAAUAGUAGUAAUAAGAAGAUUCCUAGUCCUUUAGAGAAAACCCUUACAUAUCUUACCGUUGAAGAUGACAAUUCUGACACUGAGAGUUUGUCGAGUGUCGACAUGCUGAAUGAAGAUCAGAUCAGUUGCUUAAUGUUGGAUGCGAACUCAGUUUGUGAACAAAUCCUAGGCACGCCUAUUACAGAAGUUGUCACAUUACCUCAAUGCGCUUCUACUAGUCAAUCGAGCAAAUAAUAACUAACCUAGGAUAAAAAGACUACAAGUACAGUACAAGAAAUUUAGGUACCUAAAACUGCAUUAUUUUUUACAUAUAGUUUCUAGUCAAACGUUUUUGUUCCUUGUUUUCUUUUUUAUUUGAAUUUUAUUUAACAAUUGGCACAGUAAACUCCUAGAGUAAGAUGAUGUUGCAAUAAAGUUUUGCCUUCUUAAUAAGUAUUAUGAGAUAAUGCUCUUGCCGAAAAUCCCUGAACUGCUUUUGUGGUAGAACUAGUCAACAAUUUGAAGCAAUAUUAUAAAUGUUGAAGGUUGUUAUUAAACAUUUUAAUGAAUAAAUAAUAUAAUAGUUGA
Messenger RNA from Anoplophora glabripennis (Asian longhorned beetle), 2070 nucleotides. Its product is annotated as SH3 domain-binding protein 5. The record is from RefSeq and is a predicted model, not a curated record. Gene Ontology annotation, molecular function: protein kinase inhibitor activity. NCBI's taxonomy places the organism in Eukaryota, Metazoa, Arthropoda, Insecta, Coleoptera, Cerambycidae. The coding region runs from base 160 to 1737 and encodes 525 amino acids. Gene Ontology annotation, cellular component: cytoplasm. The transcript is spliced from 5 exons. Gene Ontology annotation, biological process: negative regulation of protein tyrosine kinase activity; intracellular signal transduction.